Molecule: messenger RNA, 1796 nt
Organism: Blastomyces gilchristii SLH14081
Lineage: Eukaryota; Fungi; Ascomycota; Eurotiomycetes; Onygenales; Ajellomycetaceae
Exons: 2
Coding region: 1-1326 (441 amino acids)
Source: RefSeq, a predicted model, not a curated record
AUGCCUCCACUGGGAGCUUCCAACCUGCGCAAGAGGCAGCAGCAAGCUGAGCAUCCUUCAGAGCGUCACUCGAAGAGACAGCAGCUUGACCAUUCCACUUCAGCUUACUGGGAUAAUUUGUCGAAGAUUUAUUUAACCAAAAAUGCGAUAAGAGAGCACGACCGAAGAAACAGCACUUUCAAACAACUGCAAAAGCUUCACAAACCGGUUAACCGCCGGCACUGUAGGCCCAACACCCGCCAGUUUCAGGCUGAGCAGGACUCGCGCCUGGAACUCGUUCGGCUUCCUGGGUUUCUAUGUGACUGUUCGCCUACUCAGUUAAAGGAGAUAACAAGACUCUCAAGAUUGGGUGGUCCCGAUCUAUCUGAUUUGAAGAAUGAAAGAUUGGCACAACCACGAGCCUCUCUUUCUCCCUCAAAAUUCUCUGAAAAGUGCUUUGAGGACUUUAGAGAAGCAGAUGCGCAUGCAUCUAAAGAGCCUGUUACAAUCUCAGUGAAUCCAGUUCUUGAUGGUGAUAUUGGUGACCAUAAAUGUGUCGGAGGGGAGUAUUCAUUUGGAAAUCUUGCUCCCUUAACUGAUGGAACAUUGUCUUCAGCCAAACCAGAUCACUUUUUUGGUGCACGUCCUGAACAGCGGAAUCAUUCAAUCCGCGAAGCUCUUAGUGAUCAAAUUAUCCCAUCAACACAGGAUGAUCUCCCGAUGAUGCCAAACUUCUUUUUGGAGGUAAAAGGCCCUGAUGGAUCUCUUGCUGUGACCACGCGGCAAGCAUGCUACAAUGGCGCCCUGGGUGCCCGCGGAAUGCAUACUCUACAAUCCUAUCAGCAAGAACCAACCUACAAUAACAAUGGUUACACUCUUACAUCGACUUACCACGGCGGUACAUUAAAGCUGUACACCACACAUGUCAGCAAGUCAGACAAUCCAGAUAGCCGUCCUGAAUAUUUUAUGACACAGCUCCGAUCAUUUGCCCUUACUGAUACAUCUGAGGCCUUUCGACAAGGAGCUUCUGCAUACCGAAAUGGUCGAGAUUGGGCAAAAGAAAUAAGAGAUGAUGAACUUAUUAGAGCGGCAAAUAAAAGGCACUCCGAGGCUCACUCUUCUAUCUCCCAACGCCGGACCACUUCAGAUUCAACGCCUAUCCUGGAUGAUUCUGAUGGGUCAACCAACGAAUAUCAAGAUGCCCAAUGGAGUUUUGCAGCUCCAGUUGAAGAAGUCCCUCCGGGAAAUCCGAAAACGCCGAAGAUCCGUGCCAGCGAGUCCCUUGAUACGGCCGGUGAUGAGGCCAGCCAAACAACUAGUGAUAAAGGCCCCAGGCUUCCGAGCUGAAGACAUGUACUUAAAUAUGAUUCUACAUCAAUGCUUAAUACCCUACUGUGAAUUAUUACAGCCGAUUUUGUGUGAUUUAUUUGACUAGUUUUGAAAUUAUUAAAUUCUUCUUGGUCUCUUCAGAGCUCCAAGCAUUGAGUUAAUAAAGCACGUUAAUCUGAACAGGAAAGGCUUACAGUGUGAAUUGUUGUAUGACUCGCUCCCUUAAUCCUUGCAAAAUGCUCUGAGAACGGGCGUUGAAGGAUGAACCACACACUUACCUUGGGACAAAAUGAGGCUGACCUCCUUGGAUUUUUCCAAUAAGGGCCAAACAUUAUCUCAGUGAACUCAGUCACUUCACUUCAAGCUAAUUCAGUCUGAACUACUGUCACUUUCUGUCAAGUUCUGCUACCUUCUGAGUCAAUCAACUGUCAGAGAGCUUACACUAUUCUCAAAUGAAAUAUUUUAAACUCUUUAUAGAGUGUCUGAGA